Aspergillus mulundensis is the source of this 372-nucleotide messenger RNA. RefSeq lists its product as uncharacterized. The coding region runs from base 1 to 372 and encodes 123 amino acids. The transcript is spliced from 3 exons. The record is from RefSeq and is a predicted model, not a curated record. Lineage: Eukaryota; Fungi; Ascomycota; Eurotiomycetes; Eurotiales; Aspergillaceae.
AUGGCCCCCAGACCCAUCACAGCCGAAGAGCUAGAGCGCCACAUGCUCGAGCAGCCCAACUGUCCUAACCACGUCCGGGGCCCACAACCCAACACUUCGACCCAAUACGAAGAUCCUCGCUGGGCGGGGACCUAUAUUCCAACUGGAGCUGGAGCUGUAACCCAGCAGGAGAGGGGUCCGGGUCGCGCUGAGAACUUCCACGUCCCAGGUGUAAGUGACGAGGCGGUUGAGGACGCGUAUCGAUCCUGCUACGGGAGUAGAAGGCUUGCCUCGGUGGAGCAGCAACAGCCUGGGCCUGAUACGUUGCCGAUUGAGGUCCUUGGGUAUAUUGCUAGACUCCCUGGGAAUGGGGUCACUUGGGUGCCGUGGUAG